UCCUAGUUUUUAAUGCCCCCAGUAAUUUCAUACAAGAAGCAUACUAUUAUUUUUUUUAAAAAAAAUCCUGGCCCUCCAGAAACGCUGAAUGCUGGACAAAAUGAAUACUUCAGCCCUCUUUUUUGUCUGUUGUGGUCCGGUUUAUGGCUUUACUACUGCCUCUGAUUACUUUGCUUUGUUGAACAGAGGAAAAAGAUAAUAAACUCUUUUGGCAUCCGGGUUCCUGUUGGAGCGGAGGGGUGAUUACAGGAGGAGGGAUUUGCUCCCAUUCUUUCUCAGCCCACCAACUAGAGAUACUUCAUCCCAACGGGGAAUGUUCAAAGUACUGAUUUGUUGGAAGCAAAUGUAAAGAUAUCCAUUCGGAGGUGGGUCUGGUUUCCGUUUAUGGACCAUUCCACGCACACUCUCCCUUUAAUGCAGCUAAACAAAAGCCCCUAAGAUGUCCAUGGAAAUCAGGCCCAGGUUUCCUAGCCCUAAUUGAAUUUUUAAAGAGCAGACCAAUGGCAUGAUGAAGGAACCUUGCUUCGUUUACAGAUCAGCAGGUAUAUUUUACAUUUAAGGGACAAUUUAUGGCCCUGGAUUCAAAUUAAAAUGAGAUUAGCUGUCUUCAUUUCAAUUAGUGUGUCGGGGUAAAUCCACCAGAGGAGUGGAAUAUAGUCCACUCUCUAAUCUAACUAAAUAUUUCAAGGGGAAGUUUUCUAAUCAGCUACAGAUAUCUGAAGCCAUAAAUUCUGCCCCUCCCCCCUUUUUAUUUUUGCAAAUGUAAACAUGAGGUGCUCUUUUUAACCCACACCACUCCCUAGAGAAAGGGAAGGUAGUGAAAGACUGGGGGUGCUGCCAACUUAAACAGGACCCUAACAAUGACAAGCUCUUCUUCCUUUUUUCUUAAAGCAAAGCAUAUAUUGGGUUAAAUUAUGUUAAAUGAAAUGAAAAGAUGUAAAGCUGAGCUCUGAAUUUGGGGGCAAGAAGGAAUGAAAGAAGGAGCUUGCAAAGUUCCUCACAUUCCAAAGUCCAAGAAUGCUCUCCAAGAAACGUCUCUAUCCAACUGUCACUUCUUUCCCUGCCUGUCUUUUCAAGAUUGUUUUUUAGAAAACACAAGCAUUUGAUUCCACGUUUAUUGACUGACAGUAAAUUAGUGGAGGGAAAGAGAAUUUAUGGUUUAAUAUUUUAUGCACACUUAAGAUUUAUGGCUAUAAUUUCUGUGCUAUUUGGUUGUUAGAGAUAUUAAGCAAGCAUUUUGAAAAGAAUAAAUAUCCUGAUUCCUGCUCUCGGUGACUCUUUUCCUUUCCUGUCCCUUUUAAUUAAUAUUUUUAAGGCAAGGCUUUCCUGAACUAUGAUUUUCUUUUCUUUUCUUUCCUUUUUCUUUCCUUCUUUGCCCCUCCUUCUGCAAUCCUUCCCCCCCUUCCCCCCUUCAUAUUUACUCUUUUCCCCCUCUUCUUCUAAACCAUCUUUAUAUUUAGAAUUUCGAGACUUACUUUCAAUGCAUACUUAGUUUCAACUGGGGAAUCAACACAAGCAAAAGCCAUUUUUCCGUGUCUUGACAUCUAGCUUUCUAUUGGCUCACCGCGGGUCAGCUGACUUUGUCAUUUUGUCUGUCCUGGAGUGGAGCCGUCCCUAUAACAAUCUAGUUCAGACUACAUACUGGAGACAGAAAUAAAUAUUAAAGAAAUCAUACAAGCCAGGUACAGGGGGGACGAUAUGAAUUCCUAUUUCACAAACCCGUCGCUCUCUUGCCACCUCACCAGUGGUCAAGAGGUCCUGCCCAGCGUGCCGCUCAAUUCCACUGCCUAUGACCCUGUAAGGCAUUUUUCAACUUAUGGAGCAGCGGUUGCUCAAAACAGGAUCUAUUCAUCUCCUUUUUAUUCACCGCAAGAUAAUGUUGUGUUUAGCUCCAGUCGGGGACCAUAUGAUUACGGAUCGAAUGCCUUUUAUCAAGAAAAAGACAUGCUCUCUAGCUGCAGGCAAAAUUCUAUGGGACACAAUACACAAACUUCUAUUGCACAGGAUUUUGCAAGUGACCAAAACAGGAGCACGUCCCAGGAACAGAAAGCUAGCAUUCAAAUAUACCCGUGGAUGCAGCGCAUGAACUCCCACAGUGUUUAUUUGGUUCCCGAAUACUUAGGAGUCGGCUACGGAGCAGAUCGGAGGAGGGGGCGUCAGAUCUACUCGCGCUACCAGACGCUGGAACUGGAGAAGGAGUUCCAUUUUAACCGCUACUUGACGCGGCGGCGGCGGAUUGAGAUCGCCAACGCGCUGUGCCUAACUGAACGCCAGAUCAAGAUCUGGUUCCAGAACAGGAGGAUGAAAUGGAAAAAGGAGAGCAAUCUGAGUUCCACCCUAACUGGGGGAGGUGGCGCUGGAGCAGCUGCCGAGAGCUUGGGUGCGAAGGAGGAGAAAAGAGAGGAGACACAGGACGAAAAGCCGAAGGAAUGAACGGGACGGCUCCGCCAGCAAUUUCCUUCCCCUCCCCACGAGUCUCACCCACGAGCACACCACACAGAAGGUCCUCUUUCUUUCCUCCCACCACCCGACUUUCUCUUGCCUUCCUUUCCAUUCUCAUUUCCGCAGGCACAAUUGCUGCAUUGGGUUAAAUUAAAAAAAAAAUGGGGGUGGGGGAGAGAAUGAGAGAGAGAAAUCGCCUUCCUCCACCUUCAGUCGCCAGCGCCCAAGUCCCAGACCCCUGGCUCCCAAGCCUCCUUUACUUUCCCCUUUAGAAGCGCCUAUCCCCGGCCUCCUUGCCCGGUGACCCAGCUUUGCCUAAAGUCCACACACACACGCGCACACACGCACGCACGCACACUCCCCUGCCAUUCCUUCCUCGCCCUCCCUAGACAGAACCUUGCUUGCAAAAGGAGAAGGACUGCCUUCGGGUAGUGCUAGGUUCAACCAGGUCCAAAGGAACUCUGGGCAGUUUCACUUUCCUAAUAACGAGGAAGGAGCUGCUGCUGGUGGCGAUGAGGGUCGCGGAAAAGAAGCUGGAUUUAAAAAAGAAAACAUCACACAGUUCACGGACUCGCCUAGCCCUAUGAAAAUAAUUUCCCUCAACACAUCCAUCUCGAAGCUACGUCCACCUAAAUAUAGCGCGUUCUUUCCAGAGUAAACUCAUUGUAUUGAAAACACUACCUGGGGUCAUGAUGCGUACGACAAACUGUGACAGUUCCUGUGUGAAUAUUUUUAGCUGUAUUUGUGGUCUCUGUAUUUAUAUUUAUGUUUAGCACUGUAAUGGUCAAACAGUAAAGUGAAUGGCAUUCUAUAGCGAGUAGGAGAAAAGAAAGCCUUGUGUUACGCUUCCUAGCAUCAUGUAUAAAAAAAGAGUCAUGUCCAAAGGACUAUGGUUGAGUAUUUAAUAAAAACUGGAUAUUAUUUUUAAAAAUUA
Messenger RNA from Candoia aspera, 3376 nucleotides. It is a transcript of the gene HOXC6, whose product is annotated as homeobox C6. Gene Ontology annotation, molecular function: DNA-binding transcription factor activity, RNA polymerase II-specific; RNA polymerase II cis-regulatory region sequence-specific DNA binding. The record is from RefSeq and is a predicted model, not a curated record. The coding region runs from base 1699 to 2433 and encodes 244 amino acids. Gene Ontology annotation, cellular component: nucleus. Gene Ontology annotation, biological process: anterior/posterior pattern specification; regulation of transcription by RNA polymerase II. The transcript has 2 exons. Lineage: Eukaryota; Metazoa; Chordata; Lepidosauria; Squamata; Candoiidae.